AGCCCGCCAACUCCACCCUGGGGGUAUGCGCUUGCUCACUCUUCCCACACAAUGCGAGCUGCAUGCUAAUUCGCUUCCGCAGUUCGGAGCAAUCGUCGCCGUCUCGCGAGAAGGCUCCCCCCGCCGCGAGUCCCUGAUCGUCGCGGCCAACAUCACCGAGAUCGACAUCACCAUCCCUCGACAACCGCAAUGGACGGACGCCGAUGUGCUAGGCAUGCACGCGGAUAAGGACAGUAGGAUCACAAGAGGCAGUGCUUUGGCGUGGCUUGGACACCUGAACGCCCUGCGAUGGUUCCUCUCCACCAACCUCGAGACCAUGCUGGUCAUUGAAGACGAUGUCGACUGGGAUAUCCACCUGCGCACCUACCAAAUCCCCAAAGCUGCCCAUGCCAUCCGACAGCUGGUCAAGGAUCAGACCAACCCGCCGGGCCAGGUGCAGCACAACGUCAAAAAGAACAACUUCUGGGGCAAUGUGUCCGCGUGGGACUUGCUCUAUCUCGGCCACUGCGGCGACAUAUUCCGCCCGUCCGAUUGGCAGGAAUCCAUUCCCCGCCUCAUGUACGAGGACAAGUCCCUUCCCGCCAUCAACGACAUGCACCCGCACACCACCGUCUUCGUCAACUUCCUCCAGCUUCCCGAAUACCACCGCAUGAUCCACCAAUCCGUCUUUCCCCUCUGCACCUUCGCGUUCGCCCUGACGCGCAACGGCGCACACCGCCUGCUGACCGAGAUCGCGCCGAAAGAGCGGGACGGUGGGACAAUGGCAUACGAUGUGCGCGUGGUGGAGGGCUGUCGCCCCUCGGGCGGGCUGCGCUGCUGGUCGGCGAAUCCCGAGUUAUUCCACCACAUGAGCUCCAAGUCUGAAAUCGAGGCAAUCGAUCGGCCAGACGCGGACAGCGGCGCAGACAAAGGCGUCAGCAAACCCGACGAGCCCGGCGACACGGCCAACAUUGCUUGCGGCGUGCGGAGCAAAGAAUUCUUCACGCGAGAGCAGAAGGCGUUGAAAUUCCUGCGGCAGCGCGUUGGGCGGGAAGGCGUGUGUUUGAAGGAUGAAGGCAAGGUUAAAGAGCCGAAGCCCAUGUAUACUGGCCUUGGAGAUUCUCGAAUGUAUCAGUAGAUAUGCGUUGUUUCGUUGCAUAAGACGGCGGUAGAAUAUUGCAUAGUUUACUAUAUCUGACGACGGUAUAGCGUCCUCAAUCACCUUCGACUGGCCCAGCAGUAGGAAUAAUCUGAAAGCGAC
Neohortaea acidophila is the source of this 1240-nucleotide messenger RNA. RefSeq lists its product as uncharacterized. The record is from RefSeq and is a predicted model, not a curated record. The transcript has a single exon. The coding region runs from base 26 to 1117 and encodes 363 amino acids. NCBI's taxonomy places the organism in Eukaryota, Fungi, Ascomycota, Dothideomycetes, Mycosphaerellales, Teratosphaeriaceae.